UGUGCCGUCCAGCACAGCUAGUGUGGCUGUGGUGGCUGAUGGUGUGACAGCACAGGUAUAGAACAUUUCUGACAUCACCAAGUUGUGUUGGACACACAGGAACUCUAGCUAAUCCCAGUUGUCUCCCCGGGCGCUUCACAUAUUAGGGCCUCAUGGCCUCUUCCUGCAGCUCCUGCUGACCGGGAGAAUCAUGAAACAUACACCCAAGGAUGUUUGAGAAGUGGAGAAGGGUUGGUCCAUUUUGGCCAGCUCCAAAAAGGCAGUUUGGUCUUUCUCUAUCCCCCUCUUUAGCCAUCUCUGGUCAUCCUGAGUGUUCUUUGAGAAUGAAAAGCAUCUGGAACUAAGAAGCAUGGCUUUAUUGAGGCACAGGACCUGUGACUCCCAGGAGAGAGUGUUGUACAGCCCAGAAAAUACAUCAGUCAGGAGACGGGACGCCAGACUGCCGUGUCCGCCCCAGCCAGCUCCGUGCCCUUCCUCAUGCCCCUCAGGUGUGGAUCCACGGGUCCCCUGCAUGCUGUGCAUGGAUACCACCAACGGGGCGGCACUAAGGCAUUUCUGAGACCUCAGCACAGGUCUUGGCUUCAUGGCUCAAAUUAAGCAGAAAUAGGCCCUCCUGUUGGAGCCUGGCCAGUGGCAGUCAUCCCCUUUUUUUCUGGGAGUUUCUGGUCUCAACUUGCCUACAGUGUUCGUCUUGGAAUUGAAUCACCUCUUUUUUGGAUGUUGUUUUUCAGUCUCCACCUCAUGCCUUGGGGAGGAGAGUGGAGAUGACUAAGUCUUGGUUGAAGAAUAGAAAUUAUCUCCCAUCAGGUCACUGCCCCAGAAAUCUUUUCUUCUGGAAGCUGCCUGGAUGGAAAAAUACCACCUAGAGUGUCGUCCACAGAAAAGGGGACAUCACGUACCAUCUGUAGCCUGAGGCUUAUGGUGGUCAAAAGAGGACCCUCUGAACUAAAGCCUUAUUUCUAGUAGCUUAAGGAUAGGCAGACUUGUUUUAGCUGUCACUAUUGAUACCACCUGACUGUAUCCCCAUCUGUAUACCCGGACCAUCCAGGUAUAUCUACCCAUUCAGGAAGAGGGCCCUGGCCAGAAGCUGCUGUGAAUUUCCUCAGGCUAUGGAUGGGUCCUCCUCACCUUUGGUUCCAGGGCCUAGUGCAGAUUUGGUUCACAGCAGACGGUCUGUGUUUGGAGAAAAAAAAUGAGGGAGGCCACAAGAGAUUAGAAACACCUUUGAGUCCAGAUAAAACUGAACCGGAGAUUUCCAUGUUCCUGCUUAAGAAACACGGGGAAGGUGGGACUUGGAAGGCAGAUGGUUUUAGGACUUCUUUCUACCUGGAGGAGCGGAGGCCCCGAGGCAGAACUUACUGGCUUCCAUUCCCUGGGCUUGCUGCAUCAGCAUUGUCUAGAAGGCUUGUUGGAAAUAUGAACACUUGGGUUCGACCCACACCCACUGAAUCAAAUCAUCUAGGGGGUGAGACUCAGGUAUCUAUUUUCCAUGAGCAGCUCAAUAAUAACCAGAGGCUGGGUUUGGGAGCCAGAGUACCAGUUCCUCAUCCUCUUGGAGAGGGACUGAAGUGCCUCCUGCCUGAGGGAAUUGGGCCCCAGCCACUUCCUGGAGCGUAUCAAACUCCACCUCCAGCCCCAGCAGGCCGCCCAACUCUGAGUCCUCCUGUGAGUCCUCCUGUGAGCAGCCAGCUCCACCCUCCCCACCUUGGUGUUACUGUCAGACCUGAGCUAGCAGUGAGUGGAGCCAGAGGAGAACAGAGUGGCUCUGGAAAGCAGGCAGGGCUUCCUGCUGAGAACUGGGCUGGCUGGCCAUGCUCUGGGCGCUCUGGCCAAGGUGGCUGGCAGGCAAGGGGCUGCCCCUCCUGGGGGCAGUGCUGCUGCGGAAGAGAGACAAGAGGGGACCUCAGUGGAGGCAAUGGAGGCGGGAAACCCACCCCUACUAUGACCUCCAGGUGAAGGUGCUGAGGGCCAGAAAUAUCCAGGGCACAGAUCUCUUGUCCAAAGCUGACUGCUACGUGGAACUGCGCCUGCCUACUGCGUCCCCUAGCCCUGCCCAGACAAGGAUGGUGGCUAACUGCAGUGACCCUGAGUGGAACGAGACCUUCCACUACCAGAUCCAUGGUGCUGUGAAGAAUGUCCUGGAGCUCACCCUCUGUGAUAAGGACAUCCUGGGCAGUGACCAGCUCUCCCUGCUACUCUUUGACCUGAGGAGCCUCAAGCCUGGGCAACCCUACAGACACAUCUUCCCACUCAACCACCAGGAUUCACAGGAGCUGCAGGUGGAAUUUGUUCUGGAGAGCAGCCAGGUGCCUGCGUCUGAAGUCAUCACCAAUGGAGUCCUGGUGGCUCAGCCCUGUCUGAGAAUCCAGGGGACCCUCAGGGAAGACGGGACAGCCCCACAUCGAGAGUAUGGCUCUAGGCAGAUUCAGCUGACAGUGCCCGGGGCCUACGAGAAGCCACAGUUCUUGCCCCUGCAACCUCCCAUGGAGGGAGGCCUCCCAGCUACCUUCACCUUUCACGUGAACCCAGUGAUCAGCUCCAGGCUGGAUGUGGAGCUGGGGGAGAGGCUCACAGUCCUGCAAAGUGGUCCAAGUGCUGAGCUGGAGGCCCACACCAACAAGCUGGGUGAGGGAGGUAUCCUGCUCUCCUCUCUGGCCCUAGGCCAAGAGGAACAGCGCUUUGUGGCCCUAGGGGAGGGCCAGGAGGUGGUUCUGAGUAUGAAGGCAGAAAUGAGCUCUGGAGACCUUGACCUGCGUCUUGGUUUUGGCCUGUGUGAUGGGGAACGGGAGUUUCUGGACAAGAGGAAGCAGAUCGUGUCCAAGGCCCUGCAGCAGGUUCUGGGUUUGAGCCAGGCGCCUGACAGUGGCCAGGUGCCUGUGGUGGCUGUGCUAGGUUCGGGAGGUGGAACCCGAGCCAUGUCUUCCCUGUACGGCAGCCUGGCAGGGCUGCAGGAACUUGGCCUCCUGGACACUGUGACCUACCUGAGUGGGGUCUCUGGGUCUACCUGGUGCAUCUCCACACUCUACAAGGACCCAGCCUGGUCCCAGGUGGCCUUGCAGGGCCCCAUUGAGCGUGCCCAGGCUCGGGUCUGCAGCAGUAAGAUGGGGGCGAUGUCCACGGAGCGCCUACAAUACUAUGCCCAGGAACUGGGGAGCCUGGAAAGCACUGGCCACAGAGUUUCCCUCAUCGACAUCUGGGGUCUCCUCAUUGAAUAUUUCCUCUACCAGGAGAAAAACCCUGCCAAGCUGUCUGACCAGCAGGAGGCCGUCAGCCAGGGCCAGAACCCUUAUCCUAUCUACGCCAGCAUCAAUGUCCACACCAACAUCAGUGGGGAAGACUUCGCAGAAUGGUGCGAAUUCACACCCUAUGAGGUCGGCUUCCCCAAGUACGGGGCUUAUGUUCCCACUGAGCUCUUUGGCUCUGAGUUCUUCAUGGGGCAUCUGCUGCAGCCCCAGCCCGAGCCCCGGAUCUGCUACCUGCAGGGUGUGUGGGGCAGCGCCUUUGCAGCCAGCCUGGAUGAGAUCUUCCUGAAGACUGCCGGCUCGGGCCUCAGCUUCCUAGACUGCCACAGAAGGAGUGUAAACAUCACAGAUGACUGCCAGAAGCUCCAGCUGCACGAUCCCACACGUCUGAGGACCAGGCUCUUCACCCGUCAGGGGCCCUUCUCCCAGGCCAUGCUGGACAUCUUUACUUCCCGCUUUACCUUCGCGGAGAACUGUAAUUUCACCAGGGGCCUCUGCCUGCACAAAGACUAUGUGGCUGGCCGGGAGUUCAUAGCCUGGAAAGAUACGCACCCUGACGCCUUCCCCAACCAGCUCACUCCCAUGCGGGACUGCCUGUGCCUGGUGGAUGGGGGCUUUGCCAUCAACUCUCCGUUCCCACUCAGCCUGCUGCCCCAGAGAGCGGUGGACCUCAUUCUGUCCUUUGACUACUCCCUGGAGGCCCCUUUCGAGGUCUUACAGAUGACAGAGAAGUACUGCCUGGACCGAGGCAUCCCCUUCCCAAGUAUCGAGGUCCUCCCCGAGGACUUGGAGGAACCCCGUGAGUGCUACCUGUUCGCCAAGGCCAAGGACCCCCACUCUCCCAUCGUGCUGCACUUUCCCCUCGUCAACCAUACCUUCUGCACACACCUGGCCCCAGGUGUGGAGCGACAAACAGCGGAGGAGAAGGCCUACGGGGACUUUGUGGUCAAUGGGGCAGACACUCCAUAUGGCAUGAUGAACUUCACCUAUGAGCCUGAGGAGUUUGAGCGGCUGGUGGCUCUGAGUCGAUACAAUGUUCUGAACAAUGUGGAGACCUUGCGGCAUGCGCUCCAGCUGGCUCUGGAGCGAAGGCAGGCUGGGGGCAGGGCUGGAGGCUGAGUCAGGCUGGAGUCAGAGGGCUGUGAGAGGGGAGCAACUCUGGGCCCCAGACCAGGGCUUGGUACGGGGAGGAGUGGUAGACUCUGUGGGGUUUCUUCAUACCAGGUUACAGGGACUGGCUCUAGGUCCUUCAGGCCUCAGAAAGCUCCUGCGGAACAGCAGCUUGGCUUUGGGGCUGCACCCUUCUCAUAUGUGUUUCUGGGAGACAAAGUGGGGGGAUGUCUCCCCCAGGGGCUUUGGGGAGGAGGAGGGCACGAGUGAGCAGUGCUAAUUUUACACUGGAGUAUAGAGGGAUGAGGCCACAAUCUAGCCCCAGGGCAUGGCCCAAACCCAGAAGGACCUUAGGGGGCCCAGGUCUUCAGACCCUCACCAAGACUGGAAGCUGUGAAAGCAGGUUAAGCUGAGACCAAAAGCAGAGACUCUUCCGUCUAAUCCACACUUCCUGCAAAUGGCCGGGCUCCUGGAUGCAGUGCUCAGUGCUAUCAAGAAUAAAGGGACACCUCAUGGAUUGCCAGUCUGGAUCACUAACUCCACCUUCCUGCCUGCUGACUCUCCUUCACCUCUGGCUUCCCCUGCCCCCUCACCUUACUGCUCACCACCCUUCUCUGCUCAGCCUCCUGAAGGCUGUGGGAUGGCAUCCUGGCUGGUGGGUAUACACACGUUUCCCUGCUAGUUACUGAUGCUUUACUCUUUAAACUCGGACCACACUCUCUUGUCAGGUGUACAGCUGCCCCCUCCUGCAAAUAGUCUCACCAUUCCCAGAAGCUCAAUGGGUAUGUCUAGAGCAUGCAUUUGUUUACCAGGGAGCAGAGUGAGUGUGUGGCUGCGUGGGUGUGCGUGUUGCUAGUGAGGGUGGGGCUGGCGAGCACCUGUCUGUGGGGCAGGGAUGGGCACGGUAGAGGGGCCUGGCUGGGAACUCAGAGGCCUGGAUUCCUGCCUCUUUCACAGACAUGUGCUAUGAUCUGGGCAAACUGCCCCUCUCUCUCCCUGUUCUUCAUCUCUGUUGACCCACUUGGGACCUUCUGAUAGCUGGAAUCUCUUCACCAUGGGCAGAUUUCAGGUCUGUAGACAGGGGGUCCACCCUGACUAGGCAUGAUGUGGGGGCCUUCUGGCCGUUGGCCUCUGCAGCCUUGUUGUCCCCAUGUCCUCCCUGCCCAGUGCUGAGCUGCCUGGGGCCCUUCAGUGGCCCUGAUGCCAUACUCACUUGGACACUUGCUCCUCCUACCCUCUCCUCCAGGAGUGCUUUCUUGGGCUGCAGCCUUCCCUCUCCACCCUCUCCAGGACCGAAGUCACAAUUCCUUUUUUCGGUCAGGGACACCUAUGUGAGGAAGGCUCACCCAUCCUGACUCUGGGAAGAAAGCCCUCAUUCUGGCUCCUUGCUGGGAGAAAAGUGGUCCCAGCCUGUGCCCCCAGCCUGGCCUGGCCUGGGAUCCCCAGGCCUCCAGCUGGACAUGAGCAGGGAGGGCUGAAGAAGCUGGACCUCAGAAGGGCCAGUGUUUUGGCUGGCAUGGGUAGGGAGCAAUUUGGUUCUCCCCUACUUCCCAACCAUUGCUUCCUGUCAUAGACCACCACUACUGUCUCUGGGCUCAGCAAUGAGAGGUUUCCUUUGGGGUAGCCCCAGGCUGGCCCCUGAGCUCCUACUAUGGCCACCUGUCAUCCCCACCCCUGUGCUGGCAUCAUCAGUACUUAUUAAGACCUCCACAGAGUUCAUAACUUAGAACUUUGUAGAGUUCUUAGAACUUCAAACUCAGAGAGUUCUGAGUUCUUCGAUCUUCAUGGAGCUCAAAACUUAGAAUCUUCAGUCUGUCUUUCAUGCCUCAUGUAGCCAGGGUCUGUCUCUGGCUCCUGAAAAGUAAGGCCUUGGAGGGUAGAGAUUUUUGUCUGUUUUGUUUGCUGCUCUAUCUCCGGUGUUUAAAGCAGUGACUGGCAGAUAGUAGAUGUACAAUAAAUAUUUGACAAGUAAGUGAAUGGGAUCUUACAUUCUAAAGAGACAGAUCAUUACCUACUAACCAUGAAAAGGUGUGCAACACUGUACUCUAGUGGUUCUUAACCCAUUUGGACCUUUCUGGAAAACUGAUGGAAGCCAUGGACUGUCUCCCAAGAAAGACGCACUUACAUAUGCAAAGUUGUACACAACAAGUUCUCUGCUUCACUGUGUGAUCACCUUGUCACCUUGUGGUGGCUGGUGUCUGCUGUCCCAGGCCAGCAGGUUUUAUGAAGGAAGCAGGCACAUGCAGGGCUUGUGCAGAGUUGGUAGGUAACUCGAUUCACACAGAAAUGUAGGCAAUGCCACCUUGGCUUAGAUUGGGUUUGGGAAGACAUAAUGAGACAAGGAUGGGAGGGCAAGAAUGCAGAGGCUGGUCUGGUUCUCUAGUCAAGAAAUUGGUCAGCAGAUGCAGGGGUAACCUCAGCCAGGGAAUGAGGAACCAUCACCAGGAUUGAAUCUGGGAGCCAACCAGACUGAGGAGUUAAGGGCCAUUUCUUGACUCCUGACUCCUUGACUCCUGACUCCAGUUUGGCUCCUGAUCCUAGGUAAGGAGGGAUCUGAGUCUAUUUCUACUGCAUUCCUAUCCCAUCUCCAACCCUGGCCCAAGAUGGCCAGAAACACAUUUCAAGGUCCUGAGGGUGGCCAGUUUGGAGGGAUUUCACCAUAAGAACACAGCUAUGAGCCCGAUUCAUUCUGAAGCUGGGCAGAAACACAGGAGCAGGAACAUCAUUCCUCAACUUGUCAAACUCUCUCACCAUGCAAAAGAAGAAAAGGGUGGCCACCAAGGUUGCCAUGUAUGGCUGUACAAGCUAUAUACUGCCCAACUCCAGGAGGUGCCAUUCAUAUGAAGUGAUGAUAUGAAUUUUCCCCGUGGGGUUCUACCAUAGGGCAGCCCUGGGCCCAUAGUCUUAGCUGAAUGAAUGUGAGAAACGAGGCUGGUUCAAAUAUUAGGCCCCCUUGCUUCUUCAGAUAUAUCUCCAGACAUUCACAAGAGUCUCCUGCAGAGA
Molecule: messenger RNA, 7355 nt
Organism: Acinonyx jubatus (cheetah)
Lineage: Eukaryota; Metazoa; Chordata; Mammalia; Carnivora; Felidae
Gene: PLA2G4F
Product: phospholipase A2 group IVF
Exons: 20
Coding region: 1812-4361 (849 amino acids)
Biological process (GO): glycerophospholipid catabolic process
Cellular component (GO): cytosol
Molecular function (GO): calcium-dependent phospholipid binding; calcium ion binding
Source: RefSeq, a predicted model, not a curated record